GAGGCCGAGGAUGGCGAAGCUGCUAUGGCUGAUGACGAUGGCGACGAUGGCGAUGGGGAUGAGAAGCGAAGGAUGGGGAGACGGAAGAAGACACGUGACUCUUCAACCCUUUCCUUCACCCUUACGACUUCGCGGAGGCUUCUUUGGUUGGUGGAACCAGCAGCAGCAGCAGCAGCAGCAGGAAAUGUUAAUACAGCAGCAGCAGCAGCAGCAGCAGCAGCAGCAGCAGCAGGCCGAGGAUAAGCCGCUGCACGUGCAUGCUGUGGAGUACGGGCUGGCGGGGACGAUGGACGGGAUCCGGUCAGGCAUUGGGCAGGGAGUAGGAAGUGAACUAGCUCGAGCUGUUACCUCAGCAAUGCAGCAUGGCGGACACGUGGGACAACUCGCCUUCAUCCAUGCGGUGUCCGCCUGGAGAGGCCGCCAGCGGCGUUCACAAUGCCCAGCGGUGAGGAGCGGUGAGGAGCAUGGCGAUGCGGCUGCAGGAAGGCGAUCCUUCGUCUGCUUCGUGACAGCGCCAAACGAGGAGGUGGCGACGAACCUCGCGCGCGAACUUGUCGCGUCAGGAUGCGCCGCCUGUGUCAACCAAGUUGGAGGAGUCACGUCGACCUACAUGUGGGAAGGAAAAAUCCAGACGGAUUCAGAGGUUCUUCUAAUCAUCAAGACAGUCGAGGAGAGAAUCGCUGACAUUCAGGAGAAGAUCAAGGAGACUCAUCCUCAUUCAGUGCCAGAGUUCAUCGCCAUGGACAUCAGUGCAGGGCUUCCGGAGUACAUGCAGUGGCUGCAG
Guillardia theta CCMP2712 is the source of this 784-nucleotide messenger RNA. RefSeq lists its product as hypothetical. Gene Ontology annotation, molecular function: copper ion binding. NCBI's taxonomy places the organism in Eukaryota, Cryptophyceae, Pyrenomonadales, Geminigeraceae. The annotation marks the transcript as partial. The transcript is spliced from 6 exons. Gene Ontology annotation, biological process: response to metal ion. The record is from RefSeq and is a predicted model, not a curated record.